AUGUUUGGCAAAGAGUUUGAUAUGCAACUCGAGGAGGUGCAGGAGGUACGCAGACUCCACCAACUGGAGAGUGACAUGACCAUGAAGGAGGUGCGAACCAAGGCUCUGGAGCGGCUCAAAGAGCUUAUGGCUGACUCGCCUGAAUACGGAAGAUUUGAUUGCCUCUUCGCGAGCGAUGUGAGCGAGAGUCUCAGAGUUAUUCACACGGACACCCGCGUGUCAAUGGCGCCCUACACCCAAAACAGCACGCCGAUAGUGGAGGAAGAGAGCAGCAGGGUAAAGUACCGCUAUAGCGUGCUGCAUGGCUUGGACCCAUUGAGCGACGCAAAUGCUGCAGAUGCCACCAGGGCGUCGGAGCCGCUCAGCCUGCGUGAGGUGAUCUCUCAGCAUGUCUCGAAGUGGUCAAACUCUGGAACCUGCAAGUCCUCAUCAGAGACGCGAAUUGGCGCAGCGGAGGUUCAAGUGGAUCCCUCAGCGGAGCUCCGUAAGAAAAAUAACCUGCGAGCCUCUUCUAUAUUAAUGGAGUUGGACUGA
Molecule: messenger RNA, 534 nt
Organism: Trypanosoma rangeli
Lineage: Eukaryota; Euglenozoa; Kinetoplastea; Trypanosomatida; Trypanosomatidae
Exons: 1
Coding region: 1-534 (177 amino acids)
Source: RefSeq, a predicted model, not a curated record